CGCACACAUACUCCGUUGUCUAUCUCUUCGAUCACAAGCUAGCUUAGCUGCACAGAUCACAGAGAGCUUAUCAUUAUCCAUCUUUCUCAUUUGAAGCCGUCGAUCGAUAGCGAGUGACCUAUCACAGCGCAGCGAUCGAGCAGGGUGAUCGACCGUUAGCAGCAAUGGGCAACGUGGAGGCGACGCCGUUCGCCGUCUCGCCGGAGCUCGGCGACGCGCUGGCCAAGGUGGCCGUGUUCGCGCUGGUCUACGUGAUCCUGCGCAGGUCGUCGGACGUCUUCGCGCCGGGGAGGACGCCGAGCAGGUCGCUCAGCUUCCGGCCCAUGCGGAGCAUGAGCGUCCGCCGCGUGCUGGCCGCGUUCUCCGACGUCCCCGUCGGCGUCCCGGAGGACGGCAGCGCCGGCGCGCCGUCGCCUUCGCCGCUGGAUCAUCCGGGGGCUGACGAGCGUGCCAGCUGGCUGAAGUGAUCCUUCGGCUCGAUGCAUGGUUCUCGGCGGCACCUGGAUUAAACAAACAUAGUGAUCGACCGAUCCUAAUUCCUAAGCCUAACUAGUACUAGGAACUACCCACACCAAAAUUUUCAUUUAUUAUUAUAUGUAAAUGGUAGUAUUUGAGGUGUGACGUGUACUCGUGUACGGUUCUAUGUAUGUACAGAUAGUUUCUGUAU
Molecule: messenger RNA, 667 nt
Organism: Panicum hallii
Lineage: Eukaryota; Viridiplantae; Streptophyta; Magnoliopsida; Poales; Poaceae
Exons: 1
Coding region: 165-467 (100 amino acids)
Source: RefSeq, a predicted model, not a curated record